GCAGUGAUUGGGUUAAAGAAGUAAAAAUUGACGUUGGCAUGGAAGGUCGGAAGGAACUGUAGCACUUGUGGGAGAGGAGUGGUGGCUUGGCACUCAUUUUCCAUAGUUCUCUUCUGCAAGGAUUGGAAAUAGCUAUGUGCCUGCUCAGGACAACUAACAACUUCAUGAAUAGUGUUCUUGGAGUUACAAUCAUUUGGAAGCAACAACCUUGGUGUUAUUUUGUUUUGGUUUUGGGUUCUUUUGGGGUUUGGUUUGGUUUUUUUUAACAUAUAUUUUUAAUAUCAGUCUCUGAUGGACUGGAGAGCAGAAAUUAAUGAUAGGAAAGGAAGUAUCUAUUCUCAUACUGAAUUUUUACUCUGUAUGCCCCUGAAAUUAUUGUGGCUACUGUAACUACCUUCCCUUUAUGGCAAGGAGGUACACUACUCUAGAGAGGUGGGAAGGAGAGGGGUUCAUUCAGAAAUGGUUGCUGUGGGAGAUAGCACUCUUUUUAAUUUUCGUCUUGUAUUUCCAAAAUGUCCAUACCUAGCUGCCUGACUGGGUGAGGGCUUUUGGUUUUUUUCUUUUUGGCCACAAAUUUGGGGGUUCUUUCCUUCUUUUUUUUUUUUUCCCCUUUAAGAAAAUAUUAUGGCAGUGGUAGUUGAAGUUAUUUCUGGGAGAGAAGCUAAAUAAUUACUUAUUAAGCUUUUUAAUAUUGCUUAUUAAGCUUUUCCUUCAGCAGAUUUUGCCUUUUUGGUGAAGUGUGAACAUGUUAAAUGCAUCACUUGCAAUAGUUAAGUUCCUUGAAUCAGGACUUCUGAAGAUUAACAGUCUCUGUGUACAUCAUCAGGCAAUAAAGCCUUACAGUACUUCUGCUCUUGUUCUACAUUUCUGAAUCACAUGAGGGUGGUUUCCAAAGUGAGACAGCUGGGUUUGGAGUGUUCGUAGCCACUUCUCCCAGGGCUGAGCUGAAAUGUGAUAUCUGAAGCACUUGGUAAAGCCUAGAGAGGAGACCAGAUCUGCACAGGAAACCACCUUUGGUACUCCUUUCCUAGUUGGGCAUAUAAGUAAUAAAGGAAGGUAAAGUUUGCCUUCUUGUGACUAAUGCAGGUCUGUAGCGAAAGGGGAUUGUUCCUCCCCUUCCAGAGAGAGAACCCAAGCACCCCAUGAGGAGCAGGCCUUUCUGCUGUGGAGGUGCUGUGGAGGCCGAGGAAUGAUGCUGCCAUUCCAUUGUGCCCUCCAGUCUUUUGGCCUAGAAGGGGGGGGAGCAAGAGAGACCACAGGAAUAUGGACUGAAGAAAAUGCACAGUGGUUGUAAAAGUGUGAAAUGAAAUACAACAGAAAUAGAGUUCAGAAGUGCUCUCUCAGGAGGUACCUAAAUCUUACUUUUGAAGAUCUGAAUGGCAUUUCACACUGGUCAUCUACAGAGAGGACAAAGGACACUUUGCAGAAGAAAAUCUUUUAUACCCACAGUUUGAGAAAAAAUCUUGGAAGAUGCAUCCUGAAAUACAGAAAAUGAGGGAAGUUGCCCUUGUUUACCUUGACAGAAGUGGCGGUCUUCAGAAAUUUGUGCAUGAUUGCAAAAGAUAUAAUGAUUCAAAACAAAGUUAUGCUGUUUAUCGUUUCAUUAUUUCAAUAAAUCCUUCUGACAUUGCUGAAUUGGAUGCAACUCUUGGAAACUAUAUUCUUCAUAAUCCCCUACAAGCUGCACAGAUUUUUCAGUCAGUAUGCUUCAUAGCUAUUAAGACAUUAUCAUUAAUUGAGCAAUUGGAGACAGAGGCCCAGAUCAGUAUAUUGCUGAAACCAACACAUUUGCCACCUUUACCAAGUUAUGUUCUGAGUCUUUCUGCAUAUCCCUUUAAUUACACAUCUCAAAGAUUUUAUAUGUCUGAAGGGAUAGUGAUUGCAAUGGGAACUGUAACAAAAUACACACAAGGAGCAAGAUUUCUUUGUGCUGAGGAAACCUGUCCAUUCUCUGAAGGGUUUAGGUACAUCAGAGUGCAUUGCCCUGGAGCUACAGAGUCUGCCACAGUUAGGACUGAUUUUGUGUGUAGCUUGUGUUCUUCACCACUGCAGGAAGACAUGAAAUUUAGAGUACUUGGUGAUAAACAAAUAGUUGAAAUGAUUGAUGCUAAAAUUCUGAAUGCUUUGAAAGGAUAUUCCAACGAUAAAUCACAUUUUAGGAUUCAGGCAUUUACAGUUUUCUUGAGAGGUCCGCCUCCCCCUCCUUUUCUUUUUUAUUUAUUUCUAGAUGAACUGGCCAAUAAAAUGACAAUAGGAAACCACUACAGGAUUAUAGGAAUUCCAGCUUGUGUACAAAAUGGCUUACAAGCUACUGCAUGUAUAGAAGUAAAUAGCAUACAGCUCUGCAAACCAAAUGGUCCUUCUUUUCUCAGUGACAAUUUUAAGUAUCUGCUCUCAUUGACUUCAAGUUCAUGCUGGAGGUUUACUGCUGUCUUGGCCAACAUCUUUGCUUCUGAAGUUGUUCCACCAGGCACUUACAAUACUCUUAAACUUGCAAUAUUGCUGAGCCUAGUACAGACAUGUGAAAAAGAAAAUGCAGAUUAUCUGGAUCUGUUGAUUGUGACAAGUGACACACUAGUAAUUGAUAGGCUUCUGAAUUACAGUUUAUGCCUUCUGCCUCGUGGCAUACGACACCCACCUUCCAGUGAAAUUUUUCCUGCUGUGUCCAAAGAUAAACAUGGAACUGGAAGUGCCAGUAUUCAAGCCUGCAGCGCUGUGCUGGCCAAGGGUGGUGUCUGUUACAUAGGAGACUUAUCUUCAUAUAAAAAGGAUAAACUUGAACUUCUACAGUCUGUACUAGAGAGCAGAACAACAACAGUAUUUAUUCCUGGGAAGAAGUACGGAGAAGAAGCUGACCAACAAGUUACUAUUUCAGUUCAGACCAAUUUUUGGUCUUUUGUGGAUGUGGAUUCUUCCUCCAAGAAACAUAUACAAAAGGAGGACUUUUUAAUUGGACAAAUGGACAUGAGUUUGAUUCCAGCUAACCUUGUAGAUGAUUUUGGGCUCUUGAUAUACAAUGAGUUUCCUUCGUGUCGACUAUCUUCUCCUCUUGUACACCAUAUCUUGAAAAAAGCCAUUAAUCCUGAAGCCAUGCUGUACAAAGUCUCACAGCAGUUCAGAACACAGGAUUAUGAGGAGUUUAUUUUGUUUGCUAAGAAUCUUCAUGUUGAACUGAGUUCAGAAGCAGAGAACCUCAUUCAAGGCUACUAUCUUGCAAGUCGCAGGGUGAGAAGAGAUUCCGUUCAUGGAUCAACAUUAUCAGCAUCUGCACUAAAAAUUCUGAUUUCACUGUCUAAGGCUCAUACCAAGCUAAGUUUAAGACACACAGUACGUGAGGAAGAUGCUUUGAUUGCCAUCUUGUUACUUGAGUCAUCUCUUACCCUAAAACACGGCACAUCUGCAUUAUGUGUAGCACCAAAUUCUGUAUUUCCAUUUGACCUCAGUGAUGAAAACUCCCUGCAACAGAGAGAUAUUUACCUCAUGCAGUGUCACCAUGAACUCCUGAAGUUUAUUGCUGCAUAUGGUCCAGGAAUGCACAUCAACACUAAUGAAGAGUAAAAACUCCUCUCUGUGGAGCAAAGCCUGAAGCUUUGGCUUUUUGAGAGACUAUUUUAUUGAGUUAGAAAUACAAAAAUAUAAAAAACUUACUAGUUGUCUAAGACAGUUCAGUGCUGUUUUAUAAGGAAUAAAGCAUAUCCAAGAGGAUUUGAAUUGCUAGUUUUUUGACAGUGUUCUUUGAAGGUAGGAGGGAUGCCUUCAUCCUGGGAGGCCAUGGCCCCAGAAUGUAGCCACAAUCAGAACCUCUCUUCCUAGCUACAAAUGUUCAUUCACUGUUAAAUGAGGACUAAGCAGGGUUUUUAGUAAGACAACUAAAAUUUAACCCCCAACUUCAGAAUCUAAUGUUGCCUUUCAACUACGUGAAUUCACUGCAGUUUUUCUUGUUGCUUCUUUUCAGGUGUAUCACCCAGAGGGUUAAGUAGUUUUAAGUACAUUAAAACUUUUCCUAGUUCAAGCCAACUUUCAUUACUCAUGCUGUAUAAAUUUUGAAAUGU
Molecule: messenger RNA, 4052 nt
Organism: Chiroxiphia lanceolata (lance-tailed manakin)
Lineage: Eukaryota; Metazoa; Chordata; Aves; Passeriformes; Pipridae
Gene: MCMDC2
Product: minichromosome maintenance domain containing 2
Exons: 16
Coding region: 1471-3558 (695 amino acids)
Biological process (GO): double-strand break repair via break-induced replication
Molecular function (GO): single-stranded DNA helicase activity; ATP binding; DNA binding
Source: RefSeq, a predicted model, not a curated record